AUGAACGGUUCCUCAGAUGGAAGCUUUGGUUAUGAAUAUCUCUUCACAGAUGGAAAAUGGACGAUCAGGGCUGCUGGGUCUGAACAAGAAGAAACGAGCUCAGAUCGAGUCGAUUUAGCCUCAGACGUCUCCGAGAACAUCUUCUGUGCUUCCAUCCAGACCCUUGUUCAAGAGAACACACCCAGCAUGGAAGAAACCACCAAUUCCAGUUUUGGAAAUGUUGACCCCUUUGAUACGUCUAAUAUCGAGGCUGGAGCUGCUGGUCACAGUACCUUUGGGGACAGUACUGGUUCUGUAUUGGGUACCUUUGGGGACAGUACUGGUUCUGUAUUGGGUACCUUUGGGGACAGUACUGGUUCUGUAGUUGGUUCCACUUUAGGAGACGCUGUCCCUCUGUAUGGCCCAGAAAUACACAGUGUUUUGGUGGACACUGUCCCAGUCUGUUAUGUUUCUUCUGCCGGUUGUCCUGCCUCGGAAAAGAGCAGAACCGUCGGUCACUCAGCCGCUAAAAGUUCCAGAAACGCCGUCCUGGUGCAUCAUUCUGACCCCGAGUCCGGUGGAAUGUUAGUGGACGCCGUCCCUGUGCAUCAUGCUCCCUCUAAACUCGGAGGAAUUUCAGAGGAGAACAUCCACCAUGGUGACUCAGAACCUCUGGAGAACAUUUUAGAUGACGCCGUCCAUCGCGAGGUGUUUGAUCCAGCAGGCGAGUCAGCUGGCGUCCCGAAUGACGCCACCGAGACGCCACGGGAUCUCUCCGGAAUCGCAGAAGCAGACGUGGAAUCAGGAUCUUGUGUGUUAGAAGAUCCCGUCGCGGACGUCACGAGGGACAACGGGACUGAAAAUAACCUGACCGUCACACACUCGCUAACGUCCAGCGUCCCUCCAGCACCAGUUAGUCAUGGAGGACCUGAUGCGGAGUCUUCAGAGGAGACGCGACUGACCUACACAGAUGAAACGUCUCAUGAAUUGUGGGUCGACGCUUGUGCGUUUCUAUCGUGCGAGGUGGUCGCAGACGCUAUUUUAGAUGAGUGCGGAUACUGUCCAGUCUCCGGCCCCCCCGCAGCCGCUUCAGAUAACACAAAACCCUCAGGAUCUUUUGAGAAGCGGGGGACUACGAGUGGUCACUUAGAGCUGCCGCCUAUAGAGAGGUGGUCCUCUUCAGAUAGCUGGGCCAGCGCGUUAUCAGACUGGAUCCAGUCUGUCAGUGUCCUUCCGGAAGAUUCUGCCUCUAAAGACGAUAUCACGUCCAGGGAUGCUCCGGAGGAGAAGAUCACGGCCCCAGUAGGACAAGCGCUGGACGAAUCUCAGGGCGGGAAGGUAGCAGGUCUUUCUGAUGGACCUGAGCUCCAGCAGGUGGACGAGAUACGUACAUCAAGGACCCAAAAUUCACCUGAGGACACUUCGGAACAGAAUGAAGGGGUGGAAGGGACGCAGGAGGCCACAGCAAUGUCAGGGAACCACGGCACAUCAGGACGUCCUGCAGAUGUGCACAGCGAGGAUAGCGGUGCACCCUGGGAGGUCGAAGGAGACUUGGAGGAGGGCGGUGGAAGGAAUGGCGGCGCCUUGAGCUUCUCGGGUUACUCUUCGCCUGCGCCUGCACCCCCUCCCCGACUCAACAGGCAUGAAUCGGAUUCGGAUCACCUGACCCGCGUUGACUCGGACUGUCGUCAGGCUUUACUCGUCGAGCAGUGUUUAUUCUCUGAGAAUUCGGAUGCGAACGUGCCUUGGAUAGAGCGACCCCCAGGAGACUCGGACUCUAUUAUGCUGCUUGCGCCCGUCACGCUGGGACAGUCAUUCCUCCGAUUGAAAGAGGAGCACCAUGAAUCCAGGACGUCCUUAAAUCCGUCCCUGACCGGGGUCGGUGAUAUCGGCGAGUUCUUGGACACGUCGUUUCUUACUUUCUCCUCGAGAACUUCUGAUCAGGUCUCGCACUCGCACGAGACUUCCUGUCAGGACCCGAGAACAAAAACGCAACCCGGCGACGCCAGCUCGGAAAUCCGCGGGCCGACCUCUCCGGCGGGUGGUCGGCUCGUGAUCUGUGAGGAGAACCGCGUGGCGUGCAUCACUUUGGACCUGAACGACGUCCUGGGCUUCAGGAGGGACACGAAUGACCAGCGGAGACGCAGCGACGUCGAGAUGCCUCACAGGAGCACAAAGUCGUCCAAAAACAAGGACAAAGCAAGUCAGAGCCAAAACAAGAAGCAGGAAAAUGCCAAACCGGAACCGCCCCCGUCCAAUUCCGGAGGCUCCAAAGAGGGAGCGGUGACUCUAAUCGAGACCAUCAUCAUCACAGAAAAAGUGGCGCCCAAAUCUCAUCCCAAGAAGAAAAAGAAGCACGGAGCGGCCAAACCGAAGGAGGCAGAACCGCUCCUGCAGGUGGAAAACGGAGCACGGCCCAAAAACAUAAAGGCCAAAUCCGACACCGAUGUGGCUCCGGCUCCGUUUCCGGUUCCGACCCCGAACGUGAGCGCAAAACAGCACGAGGAAACGGCGUCAUCCAAACCGGAACCAGCCAAGGAAGUAAAAACCAUGCGCAACCAGGAACCCACAGGCACGUGUGCACCCGGCGUCCAGGACGAUGACAUCGUAAAACGUAGACGCGUCGCUGGUGAGCGGGUCGGAACCGUCCCGGUGAGGGCGAGACCCCAGCUCCCGGCGAUAUUCCGGCAGAGAAAAGAGGACGAAGUGGUGAAGCAGAAGGUCCAACCACCUAAAGAAGUUCCUCGUGUGUUGACAGAGAUUGAAGCAGCUCCAGUAGUCGAUGAUCCUCAGAAUAUUUUACUGUGGUGCAGAUUCAGUUCCAUCACGACUGAAUCCACCAUCACAUGGACGAAAGAGGGAACAGUUCUGUCUGAGGAGAAGAAAAAGAUGGGGGACGAUGGACGGGGAUCAUUUUUGGUGGUGAAGGCGAGCAGUAAGGAUUUGGGUUUGUACCGCUGCACCCUGACCGGCUCCCACGGCUCGGUCUCCACCCCGGACUAUCAUCUCACAUCUGAAGUGUUGAUGGAGCUCGUUAUCCCUGACCACGACGCCCCAGCCGAGUGCAGGCAGCUGGACGGUGAGGAGGAGGACAUCAGUUACGCCCCUCUCCUCUUUAAGGACGACAUACUGACCGAUCAGUACUUCGGCGAGCGGCAGCACACCAGCAUCGUGACGGAGAAAGAUCACUUCGGAGAAGGGAUGCACCGUAAGGCCUUCAGGACCACCGUGAGCUCCGGAGCGACCCCCUCAUUCACGCCUGGGUCCUCCUGUGUCCUCAAAGUGCACAACUCCAUCAGUUACGGUGCUAAAGAUAAUGAUGAGCUCGUCCAGAAGAACUACAACCUGGCUGUGGAGGAGUGUUAUGUACAGAACACGGCCAGAGAGUACAUCAAAGCCUACACCAGCGUGGCCAAAUCUGCCGAUUCCUUCGGAGAAGUUCCCGAGAUCAUCCCCAUCUUUCUGGUGCACCGACCGUCCAACGCCAUCCCGUACGCCACGCUGGAGGAGGAGCUGAUGGGAGAUUUCGUGAAGUACUCGGUGAGGGACGGGAAGGAGAUCAAUCUGAUGAGGAAGGACUCGGAGGCGGGACAGAAGUGCUGCGCGUUCCAGCACUGGGUUUACAGCCAAACAGACGGGAACCUGCUGGUGACUGACAUGCAGGGUGUCGGGAUGAAGCUGACUGAUGUUGGAAUCGCCACCUGCAAAAAAGGUUAUAAGGGAUUUAAAGGAAACUGCUCCACCUCGUUCAUCGAUCAGUUUAAAGCUCUUCAUCAGUGUAACCGUUUCUGCGAGAUGCUCGGCCUCACCUCGCUCCAGCCCAAACCCAGACGAACUGCACCCCCCAAACCCAAACCGCAACCCGGCGCCAAGAAGAAGCCCUUUGGCCCCACACUGAAGGGCAAAUCCUGAUUGGACGCCAGCCCUGAACGCAGGGCAUUAUGGGUAAAUGCUGUGAAGUUGCACCGGGGGAGUUAAACACGUGACUGUGACCUUCUGGACUUUCGUUUUGAGUUCAGUUCUUAACAUUACAUUUCUUACGUACUGUGUUUUUAUUUGUUUUGGAUCCACACUUGAGCUUUUUAGGAAACGUGAUCUGUGUAAAACCCACCGCAGUUCAGAAAUCUAUAACGUGCCGUUCCUCUGUGGUGGAAAUAUAUCAUCUUUAGAGCCACAUUGAUUGAUGAGGUACCAAAAGUAUCCGGACACCUCACACUGAGCUUAUCAUACACCCCAUUUCAAAACCACAGGCAAUAAUAUGGUGGAAUCACCACUCCUUUACUCUUUUAGGAAAGCUUUAUUUGAGAUUUUGGAAUGUGCCCAUGGGAAUUUGUCCCUGUUGUGAGGUCAGGCACCCAUGUUGAACAAGAAAAUUGGGUAAAGUGUGAAUUUUAGUUCUGUCUCAGCUUUUCAUUUAAUGUCAUUCUUAACUUUGUGAAAUAUUUAAACGUGCAUAAACGAAACAGAACUUUUUACCUGACGUUUGUACCACAGAAUCAGUUUAGUGUAGAUUUGUCAUAUAAUGAUGUACAUAAUUUUAAUUUCCUGUGAUUUGAUUUAUGUAUUUUUGUACUGUAUUUUAUUCCCCGAUGUUGCUUACCUUUUCAUGAGCGUGGCAGAGACAGGUAGUCUGUGUGAUGCAGGAUUGUGCAAGGCGAUGAAGCGUUUCCUCAUGACCGACCGUGCCCCCCUGCCUCAGAGAGAAUGUGAACCUCGGCCAGGUUUCCGAAAUUCACCAUGAGACGGCUGACCUUUUGAAACGUGAUAUCGAUCUUCCACUCGUAAAGCUCAUAAUUUAUUUGCCUUUGGAAAACCGGCUAUUUAUUUAUGGACGCUUUUCAUGUCUGGUAGAGGAGAAAGAUUCUGUUUGUGUGUAUUUUAAACAGUUCUUGUACAUGAAACUUCUGCUGGGAUUUUUUUGGGAUUUUAUUAAAAUACAUUCAAAUAUUUAAGCACAGAAAUGAACAAUAAACCAGAC
Molecule: messenger RNA, 4957 nt
Organism: Trichomycterus rosablanca
Lineage: Eukaryota; Metazoa; Chordata; Actinopteri; Siluriformes; Trichomycteridae
Gene: alpk2
Product: alpha-kinase 2
Exons: 13
Coding region: 1-3891 (1296 amino acids)
Biological process (GO): protein phosphorylation
Molecular function (GO): protein serine/threonine kinase activity; ATP binding
Source: RefSeq, a predicted model, not a curated record